Messenger RNA from Aspergillus novofumigatus IBT 16806, 516 nucleotides. RefSeq lists its product as uncharacterized. The record is from RefSeq and is a predicted model, not a curated record. Bases 154 to 393 code for a protein of 79 amino acids. Lineage: Eukaryota; Fungi; Ascomycota; Eurotiomycetes; Eurotiales; Aspergillaceae. The transcript has 2 exons.
GCCGUCUGUUGAUAUCUUCCCUCCACUGCCACUGCCUUCUCCGUCUGUAUCCCUGUGUCCAGGAUGCUCCAGGCAGUGGCAGAAUAGGUUAGGUCCGUCUACGCCGCAGCGCAACUGGUGGAGACCUAUACAAGCGCCUACCAUUCGUCUAAGAUGCUGGUAGUAGGGCUAAUCCAGGAUAACUGUCCUUGCACGUCGUUGGCCGUCCUAUCUGCUGACAGAUGGUAUAAUCCUGGCACAUCCAAAAGCGUUCCCCGGGAAGUGCGUUGGCGCAGCUAUCACCUGCCUGGUGAAAAGCUGGUGCGCAUGGUUAACUUCGGUAAAUGUGGGCUUGCUGGGCAUCUAGCUGACGACGAGGAGAGAUAUGGUGAAGCAGUCUUGUCCGUUUUCUGAGUGGUUGGACAAGGACGCGCUCUCAACUGGGAGCAGUGACACACAUCAUCGAUGAUGGAGUAGGCACUGGAGUCACACUACCAACUCGUGUGGCUGUGAAACAGAUCAAUAUGAAUACUGGAC